Mus musculus (house mouse) is the source of this 4212-nucleotide messenger RNA. RefSeq names its product cation channel, sperm associated 2 (gene Catsper2). Gene Ontology annotation, cellular component: sperm principal piece; CatSper complex; plasma membrane. The record is from RefSeq and is a predicted model, not a curated record. NCBI's taxonomy places the organism in Eukaryota, Metazoa, Chordata, Mammalia, Rodentia, Muridae. Bases 380 to 2146 code for a protein of 588 amino acids. Gene Ontology annotation, biological process: transmembrane transport; monoatomic ion transport; flagellated sperm motility. The transcript has 14 exons. Gene Ontology annotation, molecular function: calcium-activated cation channel activity; monoatomic ion channel activity; voltage-gated calcium channel activity.
UUAGGCGAACGCCCGCCGGUCUGGCUGUGGCGGAGGCCUGGACGGGGGGUCGGUGGGAAGUAGGGGGCUCAGCGAAGCCGGAGCGGCCCUGAGCGCCACCCGCUGGGGAGGAGUGAAGCUCUGGGCGCCGGCGCGGAAGGCGGAGGGGUGAAGUCAGGGCUGAGUGGGCGGAAGUGAGGCCCGCGAAAGGGCUGGAGGGGAGCUUGAGCUGUCUGUCCGGCUCCCUCCCUCCGGGGCAUUGGGGCGCGCACGCACUUGAGCGCACCGCGACACGUUUUCCAAAUGUCAGGCUGUUGCUUUGUCCAAUUAUAGGGCGUAGUAAGUCUACAUCCUGCCGCUGCCCUACCUCGUAUCCUGCUUUGUCAGGUCCACGUGAGACAUGGCACAAGAACAAGGACAUUUCCAGCUGCUCAGAGCUGAUGCUAUCCGUUCAAAGCUCAUUGACACUUUCUCGCUCAUAGAGCAUUUGCAGGGCUUGAGCCAAGCCGUACCAAGGCACACUCUCCGGGAGAUACUUGAUCCUUCUUACCAGCAGAAACUCAUGUCAGGAGAUCAGGAGCAGCUAGUGCGCUUCUCCAUAAAGCCUCGGCGAAUGGGGCACAUCACACACUCGCGGCGGUUGCUGAGCAGGCUUCGCGUGCGGUGCAGUCGAAUGCCCCCUCUUUCCUUGUGGGCUGGAUGGGUCCUUGAUAGUUCUGUCUUCUCGAAAUUCAUCAUCUCCCUCAUCUUUCUGAACACCUUUGUGCUGAUGGUUGAAAUAGAAUUGAUGGAAUCCACAAAUACUGCUCUGUGGCCAGUGAAGCUGGCUUUGGAGGUGGCAGAUUGGUUCAUCUUGCUUAGCUUCAUUGUAGAGAUACUUCUAAUGUGGUUGGCCAGUUUUUCUCUCUUCUGGAAGGAUGCCUGGAAUGUCUUUGACUUUUUUGUUACCUUGUUGUCUCUGCUUCCUGAGUUAGUAGUGCUGUUAGGAGUCCCAGCACACUCUGUGUGGCUCCAGCUGCUGAGGGUCUGUCGGGUGCUGAGGUCUCUCAAACUGUUUGCACGAUUCCGUCAAAUUAAAGUUAUUCUUUUGGCUCUGGUCAGGGCCCUGAAGAGCAUGACGUUCCUCUUGAUGUUGCUGCUUAUCUUCUUCUACAUUUUUGCUGUGACUGGUGUCUACUUCUUCAGAGAAUAUUCCCGAUCAACUAUCGAGGGCCUGGAGUACAACAUGUUCUUCUCGGACCUACUAAAUUCACUGGUGACAGUGUUCAUCCUCUUCACCUUGGAUCAUUGGUAUGCAGUACUUCAGGAUAUCUGGAAGGUGCCAGAAUCUAGCCGUGUCUUUAGCAGCAUCUAUGUUAUCCUUUGGUUGCUGCUUGGCUCCAUAAUCUUUCGAAAUAUCAUAGUAGCCAUGAUGGUUACUAACUUUCAGAAUAUCAGAAGUGAGCUGAGUGAGGAGAUGAGCCACCUGGAGGUUCAGUAUAAAGCUGACAUGUUCAAGCAACAGAUUAUCCAGAGGAGACAGCACUCUGAAUCACUAAGAGGGACCAGUCUUGGAAAGGUCUCCGAAGACAUAAUAGAAACUUCUGAUGCUAGUGAUGAUGAUGACGAUGACGACGAUGAUGACGACGACGAUGAUGAUGAUGAUGACAAAAGCGAUGCUACUGAAAGCGAUGGCGAGAAAAACGAAAACGAGGAAAGCGAUAGUGAGAAUAGUGAGAGUGAGAAUAGCGAGAGCGAGAAAAUUGAUCCUGAGAAAGACUAUGCCAAGAAAAGCUAUCCUGAGAAAAGCCAUCCUGAGAAAAGCUAUCCUGAGAAAAGCCAUCCUGAGAAAAGCUAUCCUGAGAAAAGCCAUCCUAAGAAAAGCUAUGAUGAACAAGCUGAAGCUGAAGAGUCAAAAGAAAAAGCCUACCCAGUUUCCCAUUCAAUCUCGUCCCAUGGCUCCACUGCAGCCGAUACUGCUUUCCUUGAAAACCUGGACUGGGAGACCCUUGUGCAUGAGAACCUGCCUGGGCUAAUGGACAUGGAUCAGGAUGACCGCAUUGUCUGGCCCAGAGACUCACUCUUCCGAUAUUUCGAGUUACUGGAAAAGCUUCAGUAUAACCUAGAAGAGCGCAAGAAGUUACAAGAAUUUGCAGUCCAGGCCCUGAUGAGUUUUGAAGACAAGUGAAGGUACAGUGGGUGACAGCUGUGUCCUUGGACCCAGCAAAAGCUAAUGAAGAAAAUAAUUGGAAUUUAAAAUAUAAAUAUCUAAUAAAUACUGCUAAUGAAUAUUUCUGUUCUACAGCCAGCCAACAGUCUGGAUCAGAGAUGGUUGAGAGUGCUCCCGGGCACUAUUAACUGCAAAUACAUAUCAUUCACGCCCACUUCUGGACCUAAAGGUUGGAGCGCUCUUCAUCUCACUUGUCAUUGACCAGGGACGUUUCCAUGUCUGUUUGUUCCAGUGUUUAUGAGACCUCAGAAAUUAUCUAUUUCCCAUCAAAGCAGAGCCCCCUUUUUGUUUGCGUAUGCUACUGGUGAUGAACCCCAUAUCUUCAUGCAUCCCACCACUGUGCUAUAGCCCCCAGCAGGAAGCCCCAUCCUGAAGGGUUGACUAUGAAGCUGAUGCUUAGUGGUGGACUAUCUGAAUGGUAUCCCAUUCCAUUGUUGAAGGACUCGAGCCUCCUUUGGUUGAGUUUUAGUGAUGGGGUCUUUGGUUCUCCCUGAGGCUGGCCUCAGACUUACUGUGUAGCGCAAGCUGGCCCUGAACUCCUGCUGCAGCCUCCUGAGUCAUAGGACUGCAUGCCAAGCAUAUUAUUUAAUUCUUUGGAAAUGCUUAUUAUUAAAAAUUCUAUCUUUGACCAGUGGCAUGUGCUUUUAAUCCCAGCACUGAGGAGGCAGAAGCAGGUGGGUCUCUGUGUGUUUGAAACCUGCCUGGUCUACAAAGCAAGUUCCAGGAUGGCCAGGACUACACAGAGAAACCCCGUCUUAACCUUCUGCUCCCCGACCCCAAAUAAUUCUAUUAACCUGAGCUGAGGAGAUGGCUCAGUAGUAAAGUACACUUGCUGCUCUUAUAGAGGACCCAGGUUCAGUUCCCAGAACCCACAUGGUGACUCACAACUGCCUAUAACCCCAGUUCCAGGGAUUCAAUGCCUUCUUCUGCUCUUCUCAGGCAUGUGGUACACAGAAAUAUGCUCACAAAACAUACAUGCACAUAAAAAUCAAUAAAUAUUUUUUAAAAUGCUUGAUAUAUAUAAGCAUUUUUGUUUGUUUGUUUGUUUUUGUUUUCCAAGACAGGGUUUCUCUGUGUAGCCCUGGCUGUCCUGAAACUCACUCUGUAGUUCAGGCUGGCCUGGAACUCAGAAAUCCACCUGCCUCUGCCUCCCAAGUGCUAGGAUUAAAGGCGUGUGCCACCACUGUCUGGCAUAUAUAUAUAAACAUUUAUAUAAUAUGCAUGUUCUAUAAUAUACUCUAUAUUUGAAGUAUGUAUUAUAUGCCAUAAAAUAACCAGGUCUGAAAGAUAACCUCCCAUUUUUAUUUUUUAAUUGAAAACUUUUUUUUUCCUUUUGAGACAGAGUUUUACUCCAUAGCCUGGACUAGAACUUACUAUGUAGCCCAGGCUGGCUAGCUCUGUGGCUAGUAAGACCUUGUCUUAAAACCAAACAGGACGGAGAGAUGGCUUGGUUGAUAAAGUGCUUGUUGAUCAAUCAUGAGGAUGAAAGUUCAGGUCCCAGAACCCACACAGAAGCCAGACAUGGCAGCAUGUCUAUGAUCCUAGUUCUGAGAGGCAGAGACAGGUAAAUCCCAGGGGCUCACUUGAUAGCCACUCUAGCCAAAACUGAGUUCCAGUUUCAAUUACAGUCCCUGUCUCAAAAAAGGAUGAAGUGGAGAGUGAUAGAGGAAGGCGUUGGAUAUUGACGUGUGUAGGGGUGUAUGCCUGUGCAUAUGUACAUAUGUAUGCCUGUACACAUAUGAGCACGCAUGCAUUCACCACUCCCACUCACCCCACACAUAAAGGAAGCAAGUACCAAAAAGGAAGAUAGAACACUGAACUAUAUACUUUAAAAUAUCUCAUGUUGGGCUGGAGAGAUGGCUCAGUGGUUAAGAGCACUGACUCUUCUUCCAGAGGUCCUGAGUUCAAUUCCCAGAAACCACAUGGUGGCUCACAAACAACUGUAAUGGAAGCUGAUGCCUUCUUCCGGUGUGUCUGAAGAGAGCAAUGGUGUAUUCAUAAAAUAAAUACAAUCUUUUUUUGUU